AUGGGUGCCGCGCUAUCUUCAGUAAUCCAAUCAAGGGCCAACAAGUCAAUUCUGCAGGCUGAUCCUAGGAAUUUCUUCCUCCACUCGAUCUAUGAGCCAUACCGUGAUCUUCGACACCUACAUACCAGAGAACUGGAACUCCACUUGGAGUGGUACCAUAUACAAGACCGCGCAAACACACCCCCAGCAGCAGCUCCGCCCUACUCAGAAGCGGAGCUUUCAGCGUUGAAGCUAUGGAGACAGCAAGUCGAUCGCCGAAUAAGGAAGCGGAUAUCCAGUUACAACGUUAGCACAUGCAUCCCGGAAGGCACAAGCAAAACGACAUCCGCGUCACGGCCACUGGGUCGCUCAGAGCAUCAAGUGUUUCAAAUUCCCGAGCUCCUAGACCUGAUACUGCAGCUCUCGGGCCCACCAGCUCAAGUCCGGGCACUGCAGAUCUCGGAUGCCUGGCGAUCCUCUGCAAUAUGUGUUAUUACAAGCCGCCGCAACCAGGAGGCGUUUCGUUCGAUAUCGACAUCUCCGGCCAUUGAGUACGGACAAGUUAUUGACCAAGCUGCUUACCUUCUACCAAGACUCUGUGAACGUCAGAUCGAACAGUUCGCGCUUCAUAUCAACCGUAUGAUUAGUUGGCGGAACAAGUCGUAUUUCCCGAGAUACAUCUAUUUUCCAGCAAGGAUAGCGCAACUGGGUGAUCUGCCGAAUUCGGUUGCAAGCACUCUCAACGAAUUCGAUGUUAGCCAGGCCAACUACGAAUACCACGAUAGCACGGUCUCUGUAUCUCGCGAUACGGAGCUCUAUUGGCUGGACUUGACACAACUCCAGGUCAAUCCCUACUUCGACCUCUUGUUUUCGGAGAAGGGCCGUUUCCUGCAUCGCCUCGGUAGAUGGGAGAUUAGUCUACGUCCUAACGCGACACCCGGCCAUCUUGUUCUGGGUGCCUCACCGUCAGAGAGGUUACUAGUACAAGCUAUCGGAUCAACGCAUAUCACAAACCCGCCUUGUCGAUGCUUGGGCAUUUACUGUUACGAUGCCAGCGGAUUGUCAGCGUGGGGCACACAUGCGCUAUUGAAGAGAAUCCGUAACAACGACGGCAUACGCGUCAACGAACUUCUUGAUGCGCUUGAUGACUGCGCACCGAAAUUACUAGGAAAGUGGGCGGAGAGCGCCGAGGGGCUUCGCAACAGGGUCACUGAAAAGGGUCAUUGGAUCGACAACGUGUGGCGGAUGCCUGGCACGCCCAGAUUUCGCAUUCAUCUAGACAGCUACGAUAUGUCGGACGACAUACUUCACAUCGAAAACGCCAAUACAGCAACGAUGGACGGAAUUGGACACCCGGCAGCUCCCACGUCCCUAGGAUACCAAUUUCACAUCACCCGCACCGCCUAUAUGUCCGCGGAGCCACCCAGAGCAACGACAGAGGGCGAAUGGCUCCCUGAAGAGCUUUUCGAGCCUAUGAAGACUGAGACUGGACGAUCGAAUGUUGAUUGGGAGGUGUGA
This is a messenger RNA of Alternaria ethzedia, 1497 nucleotides long. RefSeq lists its product as uncharacterized. Bases 1 to 1497 code for a protein of 498 amino acids. The record is from RefSeq and is a predicted model, not a curated record. The transcript has a single exon. Lineage: Eukaryota; Fungi; Ascomycota; Dothideomycetes; Pleosporales; Pleosporaceae.